AUGUCCCUUACAGGUAAGUCUUUCAAGUUGGCCGACGGCAACUCAAUUCCUGUGCCAGCCUAUGGCGUAGGCACCAAAUGGUUCAAAGCAGGCAGAGACGAAAUAGAUGAGAAGGUGAUUGAAGCAUUGAAGACUGCAUUGGAUCAAGGCUUUGUUCACAUAGAUGGUGCUGAAGUGUACAACACUGAUAAAGAGAUUGGUCAGGCAAUUGCUGGCGCUGACAGAAGCAAGUUGUACCUCACUGAUAAGUACCUUGUUGUGGGCAGCAGCCACUCCAAGAAGUCUCCUCAUGGCACUCCCUAUGACUCACUCAAGUACCACUUGAAGAACGAACUUAAGACGGACUAUGUCGAUUUAUACUUGCUCCACAGUCCUUUUAUCUCCAAGGAAUUUCACGGGUUUUCGUUGACCGAGGCCUGGCAGUCUGUGGAGAAGCUCAAGGACGAAGGCUUGGCUAAGUCAAUUGGUGUAUCCAACUUCAGAGUGGAGGAUCUUGAGGAGAUCUUGAAGGUGGCUAAGCAUAAGCCUGUGGUUAACCAGAUUGAGUUCAAUGCGUUCUUGCAGAAUCAGACUCCAGGCAUUGUGGAGUAUUCUCAAGAGCACGAUAUUUUGAUUGAGGCCUACAGUCCAUUAGGCCCAAUCACCAAGGGCAAUUCUUCAGAAUUCAACGGCUUGUUGAAGAGAUUGGGUGAGAAGUACAACAAGACUCCGGGCCAAAUCUUGUUGAGAUGGGUGCUCGAGAGAGGAAUCGUGCCAGUGACUACGUCUGCAAACCCAGACAGAAUCCGUCUGUUUGUUGAGAUUUUUAACUUCAGUUUGAACAAGGCAGAAACUAAGGAAAUCACUGAAGCUGGUGCCAAGGAGAAGCCCCUCAGACAGUACUGGCUUCCUGAGUUUGGUAAGUAUGACUAA
Messenger RNA from Candidozyma auris, 912 nucleotides. RefSeq names its product aldo-keto reductase superfamily protein. NCBI's taxonomy places the organism in Eukaryota, Fungi, Ascomycota, Pichiomycetes, Serinales, Metschnikowiaceae. Gene Ontology annotation, cellular component: cytosol. Gene Ontology annotation, molecular function: aldose reductase (NADPH) activity; oxidoreductase activity, acting on NAD(P)H as acceptor. The record is from RefSeq and is a predicted model, not a curated record. The coding region runs from base 1 to 912 and encodes 303 amino acids. The transcript has a single exon.